GAACUUUUACCACAAUGGCUUUUGCGUGACAGUUGUCACAUGUGCGAAUAUCGCAACUUUGAAAACAUUAGACGUGUACAAUAAAGAUCAGGGACGGCGAACUCCAAUUCCCAGAAACAAAAAGAAAAAAAUGAAAAAUUCUUACAUGUUUUAAAUGAAAUAUAUUUGUUAUAAAUAUUAAUAAUAAUUACAUUUAUAAAAAAAAUAUUUAAAAAAUGUACAAUAUUAUAAUAGUUAAAAAUAGUAUCCUUUUCUUAUUGUCAACUGAUCCAAUUAGUAUAUUAUAUAUGCUAUAUUAAUACUUUAAUUCACGGCCUGUUGUUGAUGAGUUUAUAUAUUAGUUAUGUAUUAGUUUGAGCACUUUCCGACGAGAUUAACAUGUUCGAAUAAUAAUUGUAUAAGUGUAGAUAAUAUUUACAACUGCGGCCCUGUCACAAGUCUCCCUCUGUUACGCAUUUCAACCCUUUUUUGUUUCCACUUUUAUUUAUGUGAGAUAGUUGCACCUGACAGUUAAAGCAAUCAUGCAUGUUGCACACAAUAUUAACGAUUCUUCUUUCGUUAUAAAACGUCCACGGAACAUUAAUCGAAAUAACAGGCGUCAAGUUAGCAAUGUCAAGCAAGAGUCUAUAGUUUACAGAAUGUGUUUCACACACGGAAGAAUUUAAAACGUCAGUCUUUAUGUGACUUUAUACUUUCGAACAUGUAUACCACCGAGAUAAUGAAAUACGCAGGUAGAUUUCGAAUGGGCAACUAAGCUUAAUCGUUUUACGCUGAAUGUUGCCGGUUUAUGGCCGAAUAUUCACGAAAAUGCCUCUAACAGAUUCUUAUCAAACUUGCGUGCGAUGUUUUUACUGUUCCUGCUCGUCUUCGUUGGCAUUAUUCCAGGAUUGCAUUCGCUGGUGAGAACAUGGGGUGACAUGAUGGCAACAAUAGACAACUUGCAAUUUACUUUACCAUUGUUGACCACAAUAAUAAAACUGGUGGUCAUAUGGUGGAAGAAGCCUGAUCUUGUGUUGGUGUUAAACACAAUUGCCAAUGAUUGGUCAAAUGUCAAAACCGACAAAGAACUGCAUGUCAUGACAAAACGUGCACAAAGUGCGCGUGUAGUUACUAUAUUUGGAUAUAUUCUUAUGGUUGUAGCAAUGUUUUUACUCAUAUGUCUACCUUUUUUUGGAACAUCAUUGAGAUAUAGGACAAAUAUAACGGAUCCAGAUAAAGUCUUACCUUUGCAAACCCAUUACUUCUACGACAAAGAUCAAAGUCCAUAUUACGAACUCACGUACGUUGCGCAAGCCCUUCUACUCUUAAUGUCUUCUGCAUCUUACACUGGCGUAGAUAAUUUACUUGGAUUAUUGAUAUUUCAUUUGUGUGGACAAAUGGAGAACCUUAAAGAACGAAUAAUCAAUACAAAACAAUUUAAUAACUUCAAUGGUGAUCUCGCUGUCAUCGUCAACGAACAUAUACGAUUAAUCAAAUUUUUUGAUAUCGUUGAAAGUACAUUUACUGUCUUAUUACUUGGUUUAUUACUAUAUUUUGGUACAUUAUUUUGUCUAUAUGGAUUUUUAAUCAUCGCAGUACUAACAGAAGGAAGAGAAAUGUCAAUGAUUCGUCUGAUAUAUCUUAUAUCCGGAGCGUUAAACGUUUGCGGUCACAUGUGUCUAUAUUGUGUAGUAGGAGAAAUAUUAGUAGCUCAAUGUGAAGGAAUAUAUCGUGCAGCAUAUAAUUACGAAUGGUAUAAGCUGAAUCCAGAAGAAGCGAGAUCUUUAAUUAUAAUAAUGAUUCGAGCCAACAAAACCCUCCAUAUUACUGCUGGAAAAAUGUUUCCUAUGACAUUAUCGAUGUUUUGCAAUUUAAUAAAAACGUCGGCUGGAUAUGUAUCUAUUCUACUUGCAAAACAAGGUUAAUUCAUAAAAUUCUUUUCCAAAUCUUGUCUAAGUGUUUUAUACACUUUGUUUACGUAUUACAUGCAUUUAGUAAAAUAUAUAUUUAAAACAAGUGCAGAAAAUAGUAUAUUAGGCAAAUAAUAUAGAUUUUGCAUCUAUGUUUACACACACACACACACACACACACACACACACACACACACACAC
Solenopsis invicta (red fire ant) is the source of this 2090-nucleotide messenger RNA. Its product is annotated as odorant receptor 43a. Gene Ontology annotation, biological process: sensory perception of smell; detection of chemical stimulus involved in sensory perception of smell. Gene Ontology annotation, molecular function: olfactory receptor activity; odorant binding. The coding region runs from base 843 to 1904 and encodes 353 amino acids. The transcript is spliced from 7 exons. The record is from RefSeq and is a predicted model, not a curated record. Gene Ontology annotation, cellular component: plasma membrane. Lineage: Eukaryota; Metazoa; Arthropoda; Insecta; Hymenoptera; Formicidae.